AUGUCAACCAGUGGAAAACUUCAUCUAGCAGCACAUAUGAUCAAUUAUGUUGUUGCUCUACCCUUAAUGAUUCUUGGUAUCGUCGGAGUGAUAUUGUCAAUGAUUGUCUUCACUCUUCAUGCUUCUUUUCGACGAAAUACAACGAUUAACUACUUAAUGGCUGGCUCUGUACUUGCUGGUAUCCAUCUCCUAAUAGUUGACAUUCAAACAAUGCUCGUCGGUGGAUUUGAUUUUGGUGUAUAUAAUACUAACGAAGCGGUGUGUCGUGAGCACACCUACAUUCGUUAUGUUACGACAGUCUCAACAAUUUGUUUCCCCUGUUGGGCUGCCUUCGAUCAAUAUGUGGGUACGUCACGUGAUGCUAAUUUUCGAAAUCGGUGGAGAUCAAUGCGUUUUGUACGAUUAGCCAUCAUUUGUACUGUUAUUUUUUGGAUUCUUACCUAUAUUCCAAUUAUAUUUACUAGUGAAAUCAUUGAUGGUACAUGCCAGUUAAGACAAAGUCCUUAUAAGCUCUUCAAUACUUAUGUUCUAACACCCCUUGUUCACAUUAUCAUACCUGCGUUGGUGAUGCUUUAUUACACACGAGGCACUAUUCAAAAUCUCCGUUCAGCUAUUGUUCAAAGUUCACAUGAACACUUAGCAAAACAAGUUCGCCGCAUGCUAAUACCACAGCUUUUCUUACUGGUCGUGUCCGGUGUUCCAUUUGGUCUAGAAGGAAUCUACUAUUAUUUGACUAGUAAUGUUCAACGAGAUGCCAAUCAAAUCGCUCUGGAAAAUUUAGUCAGCCAAAUAAUUAUGUUGUUUUAUCAUUUCAACUUCAUAUUUACUUUCUAUAUUUAUGUAUCUUUAUCGAGCGAAGUGAGAAAAGCACUACGAAAAACAGUUCUUCAAGGUCUCAGAAAACUUCAAUUAUGUUCAAGACAUGUAAAAGUUGGUAAUUUGAUGCUUCGUCACUCACAUCACACGUUGGCUCCUCCAAUAGAAACAUAA
Messenger RNA from Rotaria socialis, 990 nucleotides. NCBI's taxonomy places the organism in Eukaryota, Metazoa, Rotifera, Eurotatoria, Philodinida, Philodinidae. The record is from the annotation of a GenBank genome assembly.